AUGCCCAACAGCAUCCCGCCCUCCGAAAACAAGCCGGGCGACGCGUAUCACUUCGACGAAAAUGAGAUUUUUGACGAGAACCAGCUGCGCCAGGCCAUCGAGGACGCUCUGCACGCCGACAAGGACAAACAGCUAUUUACCGAGAUCAACAGCGCGAUCCAGGCCCUCGACGGCCCCGCAGACGACGCCAAGCCGGAUGACGAGCUCACUCAGGCCAUCGCCGAGGCAAUUGACCACGUUAAGCCCGCCGAGCACGCGGAAUCCGGCGUCGAGACUCUCGAGCCGCUCGGGCCGCUAGAAUCGCUGGGGCUGCCACUGGACUCGAACGAGCCGGAGCUCGAGUCGGCCCUUGCCGAGAUGGUGCAGACCGUGGUCGACACGAACCUGUUCCCGGACAAAGACGCACCCAAAAAACACACAGAGACAGACCUGGAGCAGUUCCAGUGGACCAAAAUGAUGGAGAAGGCGAUGGAGAUGGCGAUGGAGAACCCAGAGCACCUGAUCUCGUCGCUGAACGACGCCGACCCGGGCGAAAAGCUCAAGAAGAAGCAGACGGCGAAAAGCAAGCGCAGCCAGAUCAACCUGGCUGUGCAGCAGCGGUUGCAACAGCAGGCGCGGGCUCUGCUGGCGCAGCAACAGCGCGACCGCGAGCUGCGGCAGCGGCUGGAGCAGGACAAGCAGCAGACACAGAAGAGCGCUGCGGAGCAGCUGCCGGCGAGCGUCCUACAGUUCACGGUGCCGACGCCGCCGACGUCGAUUCCCGGCCCUGUGAAGAGCGGCGAGAAGGCGUCUGUGCUGGAGCAGUUCCAGAAGUUCCAGCGGCCAGACGAUAACAAGUCGCCGUCGGUAGCCGACACACUCGCCGCACAGCGCGAGAAAAUGCUGCACGCCUACGCGAAGCAGAUGUCGCGAACGCUGCCGCAGGCCUCGCCACCAGCGCAGUCGUAUGCGAAAAAGUCCGAGGGCUCGUUCCUGCGCACGAUUCUCUCGAGUCUCAACCUUGCCCAUCUCGACACCUCGCAGAUCGCAGAGCAAAUCUCGCCGCCGCAGCUCGAAGCGAUCCGUGUCAGUGUGUCCUCCGCCGUGGACGUGCUGCGCAGCAGCCAGUCGCUCACCAAGGCCGCUCCGAAUAGCAGCGACAAGCAGGAGUCGCCCAAGCUCGACGACAAGGAGCGUAUCCGGAUCGAAAAUCGAGAGCGCAAGAAGAGAUGGCGAGUUAUCAAUAUCGAGCGGAACAGAGACAAUGACUUGCGCGCGCGCGUCAUUAAGCGAGCCGGCCAGAUCUUCACGAACCCGGAGGACGAGGAAAUCAAGAAGAAAUGGAUAGCAGAGGAGUUUGAGCGUCGCAAGCGGAAACGGCUUGAGAAAAACGGCACCGACGCGCCGCUUGUCCAGUCCAACGAGCUCGAGCACCGCUCCGAGUCUGUGGCAGCUCUUCUGGCCGAUCCACAGGUAUCCGCCAAUAUUCACGCCUUAUACCAAACUCUUUGUGGAGCCGUGCCGAGCGACGACAAGCUGGCCACGGUUUCCGUGCUGGCCACCUCAUUGGCUGCCGCAUACGUCGUUUCGAACAAGUCGCUCAGCGAGAACCUUGUGCCGUCGAUUGUGAGCUCGCUAGUGAAUUCGCUCAAUAACCAGCUCAACGGGCCUGCUGCGCAGUCGGGAACGCUUAGUUUCAAAGUGAUGGACCCAGCACCAAAACACGCCACCGAACCCGGGCAGCAGGGCGAGGUGAAAAAGGUGAAAAUCGACCCGGACCUGAUCAAUCUACCAGACCAUUUAUCGAAAUUCGCCAGACCCACCUUAGAAGAACACCACGAUGCCGCGUACGCGCGGCCAGCAACGGUCUCCCACCAGCCGCGAGCCCCGCACUACCAGCGGCCGCCGGCCGAGCCCAAACCCAGCACCCCUACUGUGCGGUCGAUCGUGUCCAAGACGCCUGUCUCAGAUUCCGUGGGCGGGCUACGCAAACCGGGUGCAUUCAGAAAGCCGGUUGGUUUCGAGAAACGCGGCUUUGGGAUUGCUCCGCUGCCUCAUAAAGGGUGUUAG
This is a messenger RNA of Ogataea haglerorum, 2049 nucleotides long. RefSeq lists its product as uncharacterized. The record is from RefSeq and is a predicted model, not a curated record. Lineage: Eukaryota; Fungi; Ascomycota; Pichiomycetes; Pichiales; Pichiaceae. The coding region runs from base 1 to 2049 and encodes 682 amino acids. The transcript has a single exon.